AUGACCAUCACUAACUACACUCCUCUCUUCUUCCUAUGCUUCAUAAUCCCCCUUGUACAUAGCAAUGUUCAAUCACAUUCAGGUCCUUCAACACAGGUUAUGCAUUCUUUCCAUCAAGACAGAAAUGGUUCUAAAUUUUCAUGGCAUGGUUCUUGCACAAACAAAGACAUAAGCAUUUCACAAAGUAGAGAGACACUAAGUGGAAUUCCUCAAUAUGUAGUGCAAAUUAUGAACACAUGUGUUUCUUCUAAGUGUGCUCCAUAUAAUAUCCAUCUUCAUUGUGGUUGGUUUGCUUCUGCAAGAAUAGUCAACCCGAAAUUGUUCAAGAGACUUUCUUUUGAUGAUUGUUUGGUGAAUGGAGGAAAACCUUUAACCUCUAGCCAAAUCAUUAGAUUCACUUAUUCUAACUCCUUUUUGUAUCCUCUUGCUUUCAAGUCUGCCAAAUUUUGCUGA
Molecule: messenger RNA, 453 nt
Organism: Lathyrus sativus (Indian pea)
Lineage: Eukaryota; Viridiplantae; Streptophyta; Magnoliopsida; Fabales; Fabaceae
Source: the annotation of a GenBank genome assembly